AAUCGUCUACCGGUCGCCGCUGCGUCAGUGCGCGUCCGUCGAUCGUGUACGGUCCGCGAGUCUGUCUUGGCGUCCGUCUGCUGUUUGGCACCGGUGGCCUAGUGCGCUCUCCGUGCGAUUCCGUCGCGACGUUUUUCGCGUGUGCGUUUCGCAUGUUACCGUCGACCGUUCAUUAUGAUUGUCGUUAUUGUCAUCCGUUAAAAAUCGUAAUAUUAUAAUAUUGUUUUCCGUCCGAGGAUAUCUGCUGCACCGACCCCCCCCCCCCUCCACGUGCCAUCGUCGUAUCCGGUGUCCGUCGCCUCGCGCAACGCAAAAGUGCCGUUUCGUAUCCGCAGUCGUCUUCGCGCGGUGCGGCUCUGUCCGUAUUCAUCUAUGUACGGCUAAGGAGCAAAUGGCCGCCGAGUGGCCGACCUUAGCCGUCGUUGUUGUGCUCGCGUGCCUCCUGUUGCCGACCGGCGGCGACGGCGUCCGACCGCGGGACGACGACGGUCAGCAGCAGCCCUCGUGGUGCCAGAGAGAAGAAUGCAAGUGCGAGCAGGACGACGAAAACCGCUUGACCAUCAAGUGCGCGUUUUCCGGCGAAAAGGACAUGAUCUGGGAACCGGACAAGAACAUGAACAAAUCGUUGGUGGUGCUGGAGUUGAACGGCGACGGCCUGUGCAAUCUGACCGUAAACCACAAGGUGCUCGUGUCGUUCGCCGGUCUUCGGUUGUUCAACGUGAGCGGGUUCGACCGGGCGACGAUCCGGUCGCAAGGGGUGCUGGCCAAGAACGCCCGCACAAACUUCACGGUGAACAUCAGCCAUGUCCGUCAGCUGUAUCUGGACACGAAUGCGUUUCAUCCGCACGACGGCACGGUGGACGUGCUGGUGGAGGACUGCGACGUGGUCCGUCUGGGCAGCGAGGUGGUGUCCAAGCUCCGGUCGUUCGUGUUCCGCCGGAUCCGCGUCCUGGACUUGUCCCAGAAUACGUUCAAGAACGCCGGCACGGGUUCGUCGAUCGAAAAGAUGAUAUUGGAAAACCUGAACGCUGAAAAAUUGCCCUCGUACGCGUUCUACACGCCCAUCGAUAUUCUGUCGAUCACCAACUGUACGUUCGGCACGAUCGAGCGGAAAGCGUUUCCGAUCAAUGAAAUCGGCAACGCGACGCUUACCAACGUUACCGUGGAUCGGGUGGAGGGCGAAGCGUUCCAAAAUUCGACACUGAUCUCCAAUCUGCGAAUGACCAGAUGCAUCAUCCGGGAAAUGCAGAGCCACGCUAUCAUGUCCGUCGUGCAGAGCAUAGUCAUCGAACAGUCCAAGUUUGAAUCGGUGGAAAGCUCGGCCGUGGCGGUGGCCACAGAACUGAAGUUAUACGGCAACACUUUCACGCGGGUGGCCGGCCGCGGGUUCGUACUGCACAACUUGCACGUGGUACUGGUGCACGGCAACACGUUCGAGGAGAUCGAGGCCGAGGCGUUUUACGAGUCGACCGCGUUCAGCCCGGAAACUGGGUCAACCACAAAGACGACGUUACACGUCAGCGACAACAGUUUCCUGCAGUCUCCGGCCGGCGGCAAGUGGUCGCCUCCGGUCCGUCUGCAGAGGGCGGCGUCCGAGACGAACAUCACCGGCAACACGUUCGUCGGGUCAUGCGGCUGCGGCCCGUGGCGGUUCGUCGAUGUGGCCGGCGGCGACAACAGUACCGAUGACGACGACGAUGACGACGACGAGUUUGCUGACCUCAACUACUGCCGGGUAAACGUGGUUGGAGCGCAGUGCGCAAACCUGACGGGCGCAGAGCUCGACCACUUGCGGAUCACGGAGUUCACGACGGCGGCCGGGUGCGACCGUGACGCCGGGACGGCGUUCAACCGGUGCGUCCGGGACCGGCUGACCGGGGCGCGGGAUGGCGGCAACGGUGGUUAUCAACCGAUCGACUAUCUGACACCGACCGCGGAACGAGGAGUCAUCACCACGGUGGUGCUGUUGGUGCUGUGCGGUUUCGGUGCGGUGUGCGCGGUGAGCGCCGUCACCUGGCUCAACGCCCGCGGCUACUUCAUCAAGCUCCGGUCACUGCUCACUCCGAAUGGUGGCGGCGGCAGCGGUGGCGGCGCCGGAACGGCUUGCAGGACCAUUUCGGCGCACUCGCUGUCCCGGAUGUCCGUGCACGAGUACACCGAACUGCAGCGGCUGAAGUUGGGCGGCGGCGUUGGUGGCGGCUGUGGCAGUGACGUUGGCGCCAUGCGGGUGAUCGUAUACCAGGACAAGGGCACGCAGACGGUACCGGAAGAGCUAACGCACGAAAUGUUGCAGAACCUGCGCGACAAGCUGGACGACCCGGACGACUAUGCUGAGGCGCGAGGCAUAAUCGAACACCUGUACGACCUGAUCCGGGUGGAGGAGACUUGCUGCGGCGACAGCGGCGUCGGCGGCGGCUGGUACUCGGCCGGCGGAGGGGGGCUGGACGACAUGACGUCCACGGUGACGACCAAAGCGGUGGCCGCGGGCGACGGACGGCCACGGGACGUCAAGUCGGUGGGCACGGGCGCGCCGUCGCUGGAUAGACUCCGGACGCCCAGGAUCAAGAUGGCCGGGGCGGGGGCGUCCACCGACGUGGCGGUUCACCACGCUCGCCGGCCACAGCCGCCGCCGUCUCCGUCGCCGUCGGUCAACAGCGAUUACGUGGACCCGGUGGACUUGUUGUACGGCGGCGCAGGAAAUGUGCGCGACGAUGAAUCGUACACGGACAUCUACUGCGAGCUGACCGACCUACGAUCGACCACCGAAGACCGUCCGCCACCCCAACCGCCGCAGCAACCGCCGCCGGUACCCGACAAACCUACGUUCGUCUGAAGGUUCUCCACUGCUGCCAAUCACAUCCUCGUCGGCUUUCGGCUACAACCCUAUACUAUUCCUAUCGAUCGAUUUCGCCGUCGUCAAUCGUUUCUCGUUUUUGUUUGGACGAUUUACAUACGAUAACGUUAUUUUAUAUUAUCGAUCAUAAAUGUUUUAUUAUUUUUAUAUUUCUAACCUGAGAAACUCCGCACAGUAGCGCCGCAAGCCAUCUGGCGAGCUAUAUUUGAAAGAGGUACACGCGCCGAAAAACGCGUUAUUUUGUACAUACCUAUUAUUAUUAAUAUUAUUGUCAUUAUUAUUAUUGCUAUUAUUAUUAUUAUUACUAUUAUAGUGUGUCCUCAGCUUAUACCGCGUGUCCUCGAAAACAGGAUUACGCUGUAUAAUUAUAUUACUCACAUUACUCGGUGUACUUUAAACAUUCUGUUUUGAAUUCUGUUUUCGGGACAUGAAACUAGACUGUCUGAUCAUCAAUCCCCCGCAGACGGAAUUCCAAAAUAUGUAUAGGGCACUGAGUGAUUUAGGUAACUGAAUGUGCACAGUUUUCGAGGACACACGGUAUAUAAUAUAUAUAAUCUGUUUAUGAUUUACGAUUACAUCACGAUAUUCUAUGUGAUGCUUAUUAUUCUAUCCUGUUUUAGUUUUUUUUGUAUUGUUGUUUUUACGUGUCAUGUAAAUAUACUGAAUGAUUGUUUUAUCGUGAAUCGUGCAAUAUAAUAUAUCAGAAAACUUGAGGAAUUCAAUAUUUUUUUUUCACAUUUUCAUAAGAACUACUAUAUAAUAUAGGAAAUCAUAGACAAAUUUAAAAUAGUGUCGUUCUUAAACGUUUAAAAAAAAAAAAAUGUUUAAAAUUCCUCAGCCCCCACCCCCCCUAACAAACAUCACAGACCACAAUAUUACCCAGUCCACGAUAAAAAAAAAAAUUCAUUCAGAAUAUAAUUAUAUAAUAUAUAAUACAUAUAUAUAUUUAUAUAUACACAUUUAUUAUUUAAAUAAUAUUAUUAUAUUAUUAUAUUGUUAUAUAAAUAAUAAAUGGGUACCUACAUUAAAAUAUUUAAUACACACAAUACUUACAAACGAUAUAUUAUAAUUUUAAAGAUAAAAACGAAAUAUUAUAAAAUGUAUAAAACGAUGAUUGUGAUUUAUUUUUAAUGAAAAUACAAAAAAUUAUGAAAAAUGA
Messenger RNA from Metopolophium dirhodum (rose-grain aphid), 4013 nucleotides. RefSeq lists its product as uncharacterized. The transcript has 4 exons. Lineage: Eukaryota; Metazoa; Arthropoda; Insecta; Hemiptera; Aphididae. The record is from RefSeq and is a predicted model, not a curated record. The coding region runs from base 392 to 2833 and encodes 813 amino acids.